AUGAAUAAUACAAAAAUUACUAUGCCAGACUGGAAAAAUGGUUGGUUACGUUUUUCAAAUUUUAAGAAUAUAAUUGAAGUUCCAUUUAUCAUUUAUGCCGAUAUUGAAUCACUAUUAGAACCAAGAAACAACACAUAUUGUCCAGAUGGUGGUAAAAUGCCCAAAGGCACCUUUCAAAAGCACAUUGCAAACAGUAUUGGAUACUAUUUUCACUCUCGAUUUGAUCAAAAUCUGUCACACUAUAAAAGCUUUUCGGGUCCAGAUUGUAUAGAUCAAUUCAUUGAAAGCUUGCUAUUUUUAAUGGAGAAUGUUGUAUGGCCGAGAAUUCAUGUUAUCAAACCAAUGUCUUUGAACGAAGAAGAAGAAUGUGAUUUCCAGAAUGCUGAUUUAUGCCAUAUUUGCAAAAAAGAUUUCAACUUUAAAUGGGGUAAAUGGGAUAAAGUUCGCGAUCAUUGCCAUUUAACGGGAAAAUAUCGAGGGGCCUCUCAUUCAGAGUGCAAUUUAAAAUUUCAAAUAUCAAAAUCGAUUCCUGUUGUUUUCCAUAAUUUGGACUAUGAUUCACAUUUCCUAAUUGAAAAACUGGCAAAUGUUUUUCCUGGAAGAAUGAUAUUAAUCCCGAAAAAUAGUGAACACUACAUUUCAUUUUCGAAGGAGUUGCCUGAUUAUAAUGAAAAAUUCGAAAAUGGUGACGUCGAGAAGGAGGACAAUAAUAAUAAUGAUGACGCCCCUGGUUAUGAUGUACAUGUAAUAAAGCGUUAUCGUGAAAAAUUGAGGCUGCGUUUCAUUGAUUCAUAUAGGUUUUUACAAUGUUCUUUGGCAAAACUAGCGGAAUCUUUACCAUCAGAUAAAUUGAAUAUCACACGAAGGCAGUGGGCAAACUUAAGUGACUCAGAAUUCCAAUUGCUAACAAAGAAAGGAGUAUAUCCAUACGUUUAUAUUGAUUCAUGGGAUAAGCUCAAUGAAACACAACUGCCAGCGAAAGAACUCUUCUAUGAUGAUUUAAAUGAUUGCGAAAUAACCGAUGAGCAAUAUAACCACGCUCAGAACGUAUGGCAUACAUUUGGUAUUCAAACGUUAAGAGAAUAUACGGAUCAUUAUUUAAAAACAGAUAUUCUCUUAUUAGCCGAUAUAUUCGAAAAUUUUCGCGAUAAUUGCAUUAAUCUCUAUGAACUAGAUCCGGCACAUUACUACACUCUACCCGGCUACUCGUGGGAUUGUAUGUUGAAAUAUACCAACGUUGAAAUUGAGCUUCUCAAAGACAUUGAUCAACUAAUGUUUGUCGAACGAGGUCUUAGGGGAGGAAUUAGCCAGUGCUCGAAUCGUUAUUGUAAAGCAAACAAUAAAUAUAUUGGAGCAGACUAUAAUCCAGAAAAACCAUCAAAUUACCUAUUGUAUUUGGAUAUAAAUAACUUAUAUGGAUGGGCUAUGAGUCAGGCGCUUCCCUUAUCCCAAUUUAGAUGGAAUACCGACAUAUAUGCUAGUGUUGAUGUUUUCGAAAUCGAACUUAUGAAUAUGGCAGAUGAUGCGCCAUUUGGGUUCAUUCUUGAAGUUGAUCUGGAAUACCCACAAAAUUUACAUGAUCAACAUAACGAUUACCCCUUUUGUUGUGAACACAUGAACGUGGUGAAAAAUGAAAAGAAGGUGCUAGACCCUGGUGAUGAAAAGAGAUUCAUUGUUCCAAACACAUAUAAUACUCUAGCAUGGGGUCACUACAAGAUUGAUUUAUUUAAAGACAUCCAAAGCGAAUAA
Sitodiplosis mosellana (orange wheat blossom midge) is the source of this 1749-nucleotide messenger RNA. RefSeq lists its product as uncharacterized. The record is from RefSeq and is a predicted model, not a curated record. The coding region runs from base 1 to 1749 and encodes 582 amino acids. The transcript is spliced from 2 exons. NCBI's taxonomy places the organism in Eukaryota, Metazoa, Arthropoda, Insecta, Diptera, Cecidomyiidae. Gene Ontology annotation, molecular function: DNA-directed DNA polymerase activity; nucleotide binding; DNA binding. Gene Ontology annotation, biological process: DNA replication.